Molecule: messenger RNA, 767 nt
Organism: Saprolegnia parasitica CBS 223.65
Lineage: Eukaryota; Oomycota; Saprolegniomycetes; Saprolegniales; Saprolegniaceae
Exons: 4
Coding region: 1-708 (235 amino acids)
Biological process (GO): tRNA-type intron splice site recognition and cleavage; tRNA splicing, via endonucleolytic cleavage and ligation
Molecular function (GO): nucleic acid binding; tRNA-intron lyase activity
Source: RefSeq, a predicted model, not a curated record
AUGGUGGUCCGGGCGUGCGUGGACGGAAAGGUGUGGACAGCCGCCGAGGUACAAGAGCUGCGCGAGACGCACCGCAUCGUAUGCGGCUCUGGCGGCGUCUGUCGCCACAACAGCAACAAGGCGUCUGAGCACCGACUACCCAUGCAGUUGACGCCGGCGCAGUUGUACGUUGGCCGUCUGCACGGCUUUCUCGAGCAAGACGAGCCGACGCCCGCGGUAGUCGACGAGCUGCCUACGGAGGCCAUAGCUUCGUGGUGGACACAUGCGUGGGACGUGUUCAAGGCCCUCUUUGUCCCGGCGCCAACGAUCGAUGCUCCCAAGACGCCUCAAGCAAAGCGAAGGAAACUCUCGGAUCAUGAUGCAAAGGACUGUGCUGUAGCCCUUGACGUACCGCUUCACCACCGCGUCUUUGCAGAUCUGUGGUCCCAAGGCUUUUACAUCACGUCCGGGUCCAAGUUUGGAGGCGACUUUCUCAUCUACAACGCGGACCCCGUGACGACGCAUGCGUCGGCCAUCAUUUUUGUUCUCGCAAGGGCCACGCUCUCGCCACAAGAUAUCGUUGGGUACGGCCGCCUCGCGCGUGCUGUCAAGAAGAACUGUGUCCUCGCGUACCUCAACCAGCGUCAGUGCCUCAGCUACAUGACGCUGACGCACACGUCCACGACGUCCCGCGCCGGCCGACCGCGCGGACCCCACGGUCAGCCAUAGACAUACUAGUACCGUUUUACAGCUCUUAACGCCCAUGGAUCCAUCAUGUUGUCAUUAAU